This is a messenger RNA of Diaporthe citri, 1803 nucleotides long. RefSeq lists its product as uncharacterized. The record is from RefSeq and is a predicted model, not a curated record. The transcript has a single exon. Bases 1 to 1803 code for a protein of 600 amino acids. NCBI's taxonomy places the organism in Eukaryota, Fungi, Ascomycota, Sordariomycetes, Diaporthales, Diaporthaceae.
AUGCCCCUUGGUCUUUGCAAACCUCCCACUUCUCUUAUCACUCUUUCAUUCACUUCAAGUUUCGUCACAGUUUUGGUAGCCGCUGCUGCUGCACCACACACACCCAGGCCGCACCUGGUGGAAAAGAGGGAUAACAAUAACCCCCUCGGCAUCGACUGGAGCCCUGCCCCUCCGCCCGACGAAGGUCCCGCGGGAGCAAAAUACGCCCUCCGAGAUCCAGCAUACCUACCAGCUCAGAUCGGCGGAAUCGUCGGCUCUUACGCUUUCUCUCUGGUGCUGGUCGCCAUCAUCCUACUGAGCUUAUCCAAAAGGCGGCGAGAGCAUCUCCGAGCAGGAGAGGACUUCACUACCUGGGAGGACUCACACGUUCCAGUCGAAGUUGCCGAACGCUUCUCUGCCUACAGGUCACAGGACGAUUUCCAGUUUCGAGGCCAGGAUUGUCCCCCACAGCACAGCUUCCAGGACUUGCCAAAAAUCCAUACCCAGGAUCACGUCCAGGGCCACGUCCGCAACUUCUCUCUCCCCUCGCCCACCUCGGCGAAAUUCUCAACAGGAACACGGGAGCAAACCCCGUAUAUUCUCCCAUCACCAGACGGCAGUCUUCGUGGACGACCAGGCUUGGAUCCAAACGUCGACCAGUCCGUCGUCGAACUAGACAGAGUCAUGGCGCAGGCACAGCUAGAAGAUAUGUACAAGUAUGUGAUGGAGCAGGAGGCUGCCAAGGAAGCGGGAGUCGAGUUCAAAGGGCCCACUUUCCCUGGUGCAGGGCAGCAGCAGCAGCAGCAGCAGAAUGCCUCAUCACAGAGCAUGCUUCAGAAGAAGGGGAGAAACAAACCCGCAAACCUUAACCUCAGCGCCGACGCCAAGUCGGAAAAGACGCAGUCCCGGACCUCCUCAAUCCUGUCCGCCCUAAAGUCCCCGCUGGGGAAGAAGAAAGAGAAGGUGCAGGCAAUCAGCAUUUCCUCGCCGAUCAUGACACCCAUGACAGGCACAUUCCCGCCCCAGUACGCCGGCGAGGAGAUGAACGCCAUCCCGCCACGGCACUACGCACCGGCUGCACCGCCACCAGUCCCCGCGGGCAACGGCACGUUCAGCCAGCGACGGAACGUCCACAUGGCCCCUCUCACGCCGCCGGACGACAUCUCGCCAGAGAGCACGCAGAGCAUUGACGAGCGGCUCCGCGCCAUGGCCGCCAAGGGCAAGGACAGGGACAUGCCGGAGGAAUCCAACGAGGAAGAGGAAGAGGAGGAGCGACAGACGCAAGACCACUACUACCACUCACGCCAGCAGUCGUCCGCGACGGAGGCGGACCCCAUCUCCGCUACGUCGGAGACAUCCACGACGCCGCUGGUCAGGCGGGGCGAGCGGGUCCGCGACAGCCAGGCCUCGGGGCUCCCCUCGAGCCCCAAGCCGGGGGUCAACCGCUUCCCGAGCCUGAACUCGCUGCCGUCGUCCCCGAAGCCGGGCGCGACCUUCUCGCGGCCCAACGCGCCCUCGGCGGUGCGUACGGGCGGUGCGCUGCCACUGCGUGCCUACGAGCCGCCGCUGAUGUCGCCCAACACCUACGACCGCACCGUCAAGCAGACCGUGUUCGAGAGGGCCGGCCCGCUGUCGCCCGGGCUGGGCACCGCGCGCACACCCCACACCGGCGCGCCGGUCCCGUACUCGCCGUACCAGCCCUUCUCGCCCGUGGUGCCCAUCACGCCCAGCCUCGUCACCAAGGCCGACAGGAAGAGGAUGAGGAGGAUGGAGCCCAAGACUCCAACGAUGGAGAUGGUUCAGAGCAGCGAGGACAUCUGGUGA